AUGCUCGCCGACCAGAUACUGCGUGUGGAGCGGACAUACCCGGACUCUUUAGUUAUUGUCCUCGGCGACUUUAACAAAGGUAACAUCACACACGAACUCCCAAAAUACAGACAGUUUAUAAAAUGUCUGACCAGAGAGGAGAAUAUUCUGGAUCACUGUUACACCACUAUCAGCAACGCUUAUCACGCCGUCCCCCGCGCUGCACUGGGCCACUCUGACCACGUCAUGGUCCAUCUGAUUCCUGCAUACAGACAGAAACUCAAACUCUGUAAACCGGCUGUGAGGACAUCAAAGCAGUGGAGCAGUGAGGCUGUGGAGGAUCUUCAGGCUUGUUUGGAGACUACUGAUUGGGAUGUUUUCAAGACUGCCACCACCAGUCUGGAUGAGUACACAGAGACUGUGACUUCAUAUAACAGUUUCUGUGAGGACUGCUGCAUACCAUUACGCACCAGGGUGAGCUACAACAACGAAAAACGCUGGUUCAGUCCUAAACUCAGACAGCUGAGGCUGCAGAAGGAAGAGGCAUUUAAGAGCGGGGACAGGGACACGUUUAAGGAGUCAAAGUACAGGUUUAGUAAGGCGGUGAGGGACGCUAAACGGCUGUACGCUGAGAAUAUCAGCUCUGUCUCCUGUGUUCACUGA
Messenger RNA from Menidia menidia (Atlantic silverside), 642 nucleotides. The record is from the annotation of a GenBank genome assembly. NCBI's taxonomy places the organism in Eukaryota, Metazoa, Chordata, Actinopteri, Atheriniformes, Atherinopsidae.